This is a messenger RNA of Linum tenue, 198 nucleotides long. NCBI's taxonomy places the organism in Eukaryota, Viridiplantae, Streptophyta, Magnoliopsida, Malpighiales, Linaceae. The record is from the annotation of a GenBank genome assembly.
AUGGGCCAGGCCCUUGGUGGAGGUCACAUGAGGCGCCACCGGGCCGCGUUGAGUCUGUUGCCUGCGUUGGCGACGAUGAAGAUAUCCUCCUCCGCCGCCAAGAAUCGGGCUACGUGCUUGGAUUUGGACUUGAACUUGACGCCGAUGGAGAAUGACGACUUGAGCUUGCGGUUAGGGAAAUCCCUCCACAUUGCUUGA